AAUUAUGGAUGAAGUAAACAUUGUGAUACUUUAUCUAACAUGAAUAAGUGUUAUUUUUAUGAGUAAACAGUACUCACACAUGAAUAACAGAAAAGCUGCGUCUCAUUUCGCUCCCUAUGUAGUCAAUCAGUUUAUCAUAAAGACGAGUUCGCUCACUGGACAAAGUGUUCAAACACACAGAAAAACUCCUGCCGAAACGACUGAGAUCCACGUGACCCUGUUAUAAAGAUGGCGUUUAUUAAAGAGGAGAGUGAAGACAUAAGGAUUGAUGAAACGUUCAGAGCGAAACAUGAAGAUACUGAGGAACAAACAGACCUGAUGGCGCUGAAAGAAGAGAGGCGAGAACUGACAAAGAUAGAAGAGAAAGAUCAAAAUGAGAGACUUGACUUCAUGACUGUGGAAACAACUUCAUCACCAAAAAAAGUUCAGAAGACCGAAUCUAACGGUUACUUAACCUGCCAUCAGUGUGGAAAGAGUUUCAAGCAAAAAUAUAUCCUUCAAAUGCACAUGAUUGUUCACACUGGAGAGAAGCCUUUCAAAUGCCAACUGUGUGGAAGGAGAUUUGCACGUAAAGAAAACCUUAAACGCCACAUGAAUAGUCACACUGGACUGAAGCCUUUCAUAUGCCAAGUGUGCGGAGCAUGUUUAGCACAUAAACAAAGCCUUGAGUCCCACAUGAAACGUCACACUGGAGAGAAGCCAUUCACAUGUGAUCAGUGUGGAAUGAGUUUCAGACAUAAAGUAUCCUUUGAUUCCCACACGAAGAAAGAACACUCAGGAGAGAACUGUUUUAAAUGUCAUCGGUGUGGAGAGAGUUUCACUUGUAAAGGAAACCUCAAAACUCAUACGAGACUUCACACUGGAGAGAGUCCUUUUACCUGCAAUGUGUGUGGGAAAAGCUUCACAUAUAGAUCACCCUUUGAUACCCACAUGAGAAGACAUACUGGAGAGAGGCCUUUUGCCUGCAAACUGUGUGGGAAUAGCUUCUCACGCAAAUCAUCUCUUCAGAUUCACAUGGUCGUUCACACUGGAGAGAAGCCGUUUCCAUGUGAUCAGUGUGGAAAGUGUUUCAGACAUAAAACAACUCUUGAUGCACACAUGAAAAGUCACACUGGAGAGAGUCCUUACAUCUGCAAAUUUUGUGGGAAGAGCUUCUCAAGUAAAUCGACCCUUAAUGCCCACAUGAGAAAUCACACAGGAGAGAAGCCCUUCAACUGCAAAGUGUGUGGGAAGGGCUUCGCACAAAAAGGAAAUCUUAAGCUUCACAUGAGAAAUCACACAGGAGAGAAGCCUUUUGUGUGUGGUCAGUGUGGAAAAUGUUUUGCGCGUGAAACGAACCUUACUUACCACAUGGCACUUCACUCAAAGGAGUUUAAAUGUCAUCAGUGUGGACAGAGAUUCCCAGACAAGAGACACCUUACCUGGCAUGAAAGAAUUCAUUCUCGAAAGACUUUCACUUGCCAUGACUGUGGAAAGAGUUUCAGAUUUAAAGGACACUUUAAGGUUCACAUGAGAAUCCACACUGGAGAGAAACCCUUCACCUGCACUCAAUGUGGAAAGAGUUUCAGUCAGAACAUAACUCUUCAGAUUCAUUCGAGGCUUCACACUGGAGAGAAACCUUUCACGUGUCUUCAGUGUAAGAGGAGCUUCACAUAUAAAAGAGACCUGAACCGUCAUUUGCAAACACAUGGAAAGAAACUGCAGUGCUCUGCGAGUGGAAAGAAGCUUAGAAAAAGGAGCAGUUUGAAAAAUCAAAAGCAUGUUCGCUCUGGAGGAAGGCAGUUUAAUUGUGAUCAGUGUAAUAAGACAUUUCUUUUGCCAUCACACUUACAGAUACACCUGAAAAGCCAUGCAGAUGUGAAACCAUAUUUGUGUUCUUCAUGUGGAAAGCGUUUUAAAUGGCUCAGUAGUUUAAAAUGGCACCAGAAAAUACGCAUCUGUGUGAAACUAAAGCUCCGUUCACACCGCAGCCGAAAGUGACCCAAAUCUAAUCAUCUGCCUUCAUGACCAUUUGCAUUCUUCUCCUCGAGAUAGACUCUUCUACAUUUUUAACCGCUGUGUAUGUGACCAUCUGCUUUGCUAUAAUUCAGUUGUUUGGUAUAAUUCAAUUUUGGUUUGCGGCAGGACACACCUUUGUGUAUAUUAAAUUCAUCUUUGAAACUUUACAGAUACUUACAUUCAUAAAUGUCAAAAUUAAAUGUCAUUAUUAUAAGUGUCGUUAUUGUUAGAUUAGUUCAUUGUAAAGUUCAUUAGUUAUGAAACUCAAUUAUGAAGGCAGGAAAUAAUGUCAUUAUCCAGAUUAAUUCAGUUCCAUCUUUUGUUCUUAUCUGAGGGCCUGUUUCCACCUGGUCACUUCAUGCAUUUUCUCUGAUCGGAUAGCUAUCUGAUUUUUUUUAAAAACUGUUCCAUUUACACUUGGCCAUAAAUGUAUCUUCGCAAAAUGGAUAUAUAUCCGAUCUUCAGUUCCCGUACUGUAUGCAAAUUUAACAGAUUUCACGACAAUGAAAGCAACAGAUAUGUGCUGUAUUUAUUUAUCAAAAGAUAAUUUCAAGAUCAAAGACUGCAAUAGGAGAGAGCGUGGCAUCAGCACUAGUUAAGAUCAUUUAGUAUCACUGCUUUUAAUGAAGAUGAUUGUGUGUUUAAGCAUCUGCAACGUACUUUUAGUUUCAUUUGCGGCAGUUUUUCCGUCGGCUUGCUGAAGAGAUACUCAGCUACCCAUCUGCAACGAUGCAUGUUGCAUUAGCGCUGUCGUAUCUUAUUAUAACAUAUCAUAGCCUAUAAAAUGCUCUUUAUUAUUUUAACAUUUUGGGAGGAGUAAAAUUUACAUACGUUUUUUCAACCAGAUGCAUUUUCACUUGUCCAGCUUCGUCUGGAAUGCAGUCCAGACCACCUCCUGAAGUGGUUUGAGCGAUCAGAUUUAAAUCCGUCUCGAAAGAAUGUCGGAGGGCAUUUACACCUGGUCUUUUCAAAAUUGGAUAUCUAUCCGAUCAGAGAAAACGUACAAGGUGGGCAGGUGUAAACAGGCCCUGACAGUGUCAGUGCAGCCUAAUUGAUCAUUUCUGAAUAUUACUGAAUCUUUAAACCCCAACUGAGAAGGCCAAAGGUGACAAUGGCAGGGAACACAAACUCAGGUGACCAUAGUGGAAGAAAAACCUUGAGAGAAACAAGACUUAGUUGGAGGAACAGUUCUCCUCUGGCCUCAAUGAACAAACACUGCAAUUUAAGAUUGAAGGCUGUAUCACAAAAAAAUUGGUCCACAAGUCAUUUCUGUGAUUGACAGUGAUAACUGUAGCAAUGAACGGAACAAAAUAUCUGACAAGACAAUGUCAAAAUAGACCUGUGUAUUAAGUGAUUCGGAGUAAAUUCAGAGUAACAGAACUACAACAGCAACAUGGUGUUAUUAUUGUAAUAUGUGUGCUUUGUAGAAUAAUUUUUAAAUCUCAUAUUAACAACAAAAUAUGAGUUUGAAUUUGUUGUUGGCUGCAUCUUACAAGCUGUUGUUGAAAGUAAAAAUAACUAACUUGUUUACAUCUCUGUUUCAGUCUCUGUCAAUAUAAUAGUUGUUACUGCUUCAGUCUCUUGUUGCCAUUUUAUGUCAAAGCAAUGUAACUAAUGUAGCAUUUGGACCAAUCAGACACACAACUAUUUGUUAUAUUUAACAAAUAAUCUCUAAGGCGCCCUCACCUAACCAAAGGGCCAACAAUGAGGGUCUAUGGACCCUUCCCCCGAAAUGCAACUAACACUUCAAAAGGGCAGAACAGGCCUCUGGUUCCAUGGCAACCAAAAACAAACCAUCUGUUAACACUAGUUUUAUUCUCACAGGAAUGCGGGCAGAGCAACUUUAGGAAAGACACAUAAUGACCAUAAAAAUGGACUCUUCUCUAAUUAAUUCAUAGAAAAGUAUUUCUUUGAAUGAACACGCAUAUCCUUCAGGUCAUUGUGUAUAUUGUUACUGUUCUUGUAUAUUGUCUUUUGUAUUGUAUGCUGUUUUAUGCAUGCUUAUGAUAGAACCACUUGUUCAUAUAACCUUACCUAUACCGUAGUUUAGUAUCGAUGAAUUCGUCUUCAGAUGAUAAUUGAGAGUUUAUAUUACAUGUUGAUACAUAGGUAACAUAUAUUCAAAUUAUAUAUGCAAAUUACCAUGCUCCUAGACAAAGGGUCAUAAAACCCCCCCAAAUAUUUCCAACCUCCCACCUGGAAAUUCAGCCUUUCUCAUUGGUCAAGCCCAUCCUGAGAGGCGUGACUCUUCCCAUACUUUAAUGUGCUCACACACAGUUCCGCCUGUGCUUCCGCUAAAUCUUCUGCCCGUGUGGAGAGCCUGAGCCAGUGUGGGCAUACCCGGUGUGCUCCAACAUAUAAUCAGUCUGCGGUUCUUUUAGAUCCUGAGAGGAUGAGGAGGAUGAGCUAGAACUCUUCUGGACUCCUAAGUUGGUGCCAGGCCUCGCGUCUUUGACUUUCCAUUCAUCAAAGAUCCUAGGAUCUUAACUGAUGUCUCUCUUAGCUCUUUUUCACUUUCCACCUGGGAAGAAACUCCCAAAUCACCAUCGAGUCGGAACAUCUUUGGAAUUCAUCACUCUUCAAACCAGGAAGAACUUGAUCGCAAGUCCGAACCCUUGAAACCAUCAAGACUUUCAUCUGAGACUGCAUCCGCACACUCGUCAACGACCAAGGCGCAAUGCAAGUAUCGUACAUUUAACUAAACUAAACAAAGGUUUAGUAUAAGCUAGACCCCGUUAUAAACGGCACUGAUGGUUUUAUUCAGGUGGUUAACUGACUCUUUUCAUAGCUUCAUUCUCUGGUUUCCUGAUGGUUUCAUCCAUCAAGUCUCAUUUGCCCUUUCCCAUGUAUGAGUGAUUGUAUGUUUGUUUG
Molecule: messenger RNA, 4869 nt
Organism: Onychostoma macrolepis
Lineage: Eukaryota; Metazoa; Chordata; Actinopteri; Cypriniformes; Cyprinidae
Product: gastrula zinc finger protein XlCGF57.1-like
Exons: 3
Coding region: 229-1980 (583 amino acids)
Cellular component (GO): nucleus
Source: RefSeq, a predicted model, not a curated record